ACUGACUUCUACGUGAUGGAGCAUGUGCAGGGACGGAUAUUUCGCGAUUUGAACCUUCCAGGUGUGAGACCGGCAGAACGCGCAGCCUUGUACUCUCCCAUGAUAGCAACGUUUGCUCGACUUCACUCAACUGAUUGGAAAGCCCUGGGACUGCAGGGUUAUAGUAAAGACCACGGAUACGCCAAGAGACAGGCACAAUACAAAGCAGCAGCUUCUGCUGACGUUCUCGCCAUGAACAAGCUGUCAGACAGGUUGGUCAACAAUUUGCCAGAUAACAAACAGGAAGCAACGAUAGUCCAUGGUGACAUCCGGAUUGAAAACUUAAUAUUUCACCCCACUGAGGCUCGAAUGGUUGCUGUGUUAGCCUGGGAACUCUCUACCAUUGGAAACCCUAUUGCAGACUUGGCCUACGCCUGUAUACCUUUCUAUUGGCCCAGGGGAAUCCCUUUUCCAGGACAGAACACUGAUAUUGCCAUUCAGGAUGUGGAGGGAAUUCCAUCCUGUGAGCAGUUGACCUCUAUGUACAGACACUGUCAAGGUCAGUCCCCACCUCCUCUGCCCAACUGGAACUUCUUCCUGGCUCUGUCCUUUUUCAAAAUUGCUUCCAUAAUGCAGGGUGUGCACUCUCGUUCACUGCUCAGGAAUGCCAGCGCUGAGAACGCACAAGUGUUUGGCAAAAGCAUAAAGCCUCUGGCUGAAGUUGGACUGCAAGUCUCCAAUUGGAAAGUGGAGUCAUCGGGCAUGAGGUUUUCUACGACCAGAAGCUCGCUCCAGCAGUCCAUCAAGGGACAGCGCGUUCCUUGGCAGCUGAAAGAGUUCACAAGGCAGUACCUGUACCCAGCAGAGCAGGAGGUUGCAGAAUACUUUGCCAGAAAUGUGCAUUCAACUCUCAGAUGGCAGAAACCCCCCAUUAUAGAGGCACUGAAGCACAAAGCGAAAGCCUCAGGCCUUUGGAUCCUUUUCCUGCCAGCAGUCAGUGCCCUGAGCCAGUUGGAUUAUGCUUUCGUUGCUGAAGAAACUGGAAGAUGCUUCUUUGCACCAGAGACUUUCAACUGCCAGGCUCCAGACACGGGGAACAUGGAGGAGCUACACUUGUACGGAACACAGGAACAGAAGAACAAAUGGCUGGAGCCCCUGCUUUGUGGGGAAAUCCACUCCUGUUUCUGCAUGACUGAGCCAGACAUUGCUUCCAGUGAUGCAACGAGCAUCGAAUGCAACAUAGGCCGGGAGGGAGAAAGCUACCUGAUUGUUGGCAAGAAGUGGUGGAGCAGUGGAGCAGGGAAUCCAAAUUGUAAAAUUGCUGUUGUAAUGGCCAAGGUGGAAAAUAAACACUUUCCAAGGCACAAACAACGCAGCAUGAUUCUCGUUCCCAUGGACACGCCAGGGGUAAAGGUCAUCAGGCCGCUGAGAGUGUUGGGUUACGGUGAUGCUCUUCAUGGUGGACACUUUGAGAUACACUUCAACAACGUUCAUGUUCCUGUAUCCAACGUACUGUUAGGUGAAGGGAGGGGAUUUGAAAUAGCCCAAGGUUGACUAGGACCAGGACGAAACCAUCACUGCAUGAGGACAAUUGGAACAGCAGAACGUGCCUUAGAGAUGCUGUGCCAGUGGGCAGCCCAGAGGAAGACUUUUGGGAAGAAACUGUACGAACAUGAAGUAAUUGCUCAUUGGAUAGCAGAAUGUCGCAUUGCCAUCGAGCAAGCCCGACUUCUUACACUUGAUGCAGCCAGAGCAGUCAAUACUUUGGGAGCUGCAGCGGCCAGAAAGGAGAUCGCCAUGGUCAAAGUGGUGGCUGCACCGAUGGCCGGUGAAGUGGUGGACUGUGUCAUCCAGGUCCACUGAGAAGGUGGUGUCUCUGAGGAUUUCCCUCUAGCGCACGUAUACUCAAUGGUACACACCUUACGUAUAGCCGAUGGGCUGGAUGAGGUGCACCUCUCUGCAAUUGCAAAACUGGAGCUGAGGGAACAGUUUCAAAACUCCAUGGCCAAGCUAUAAGUAAUUAUUGUGAUGCAAGAGCAGACGAGGCUGAUACCUCAAACAAGGGGCUGACAGAGAUAACAUAAUGUUGGCCUCCUGCUUUUCAGCAUUAUGAUUGAUUGAAUCACCAAUUACUGGAAAUAUUACACGAUGGAGAAUGAAUCACCCAACAUAUCAAAGCAACAUCUUUGUUUCUGUUCCCCAGGCAUCACUGUAGUAUAAAUUGGAAAUACUG
Carcharodon carcharias (great white shark) is the source of this 2212-nucleotide messenger RNA. RefSeq names its product acyl-CoA dehydrogenase family, member 11 (gene acad11). Gene Ontology annotation, cellular component: mitochondrion. NCBI's taxonomy places the organism in Eukaryota, Metazoa, Chordata, Chondrichthyes, Lamniformes, Lamnidae. The record is from RefSeq and is a predicted model, not a curated record. The transcript is spliced from 18 exons. Gene Ontology annotation, molecular function: oxidoreductase activity, acting on the CH-CH group of donors; flavin adenine dinucleotide binding.